ACGUCAGGCCCUCCUCAAUAGACCACGCCCCAGAGAGCUCCUCCUCCGAGCCCGCCCUGCGGCGCAUUGUGGGAUCUGUCAGCCCCACCGGAGCGGGACACGGUUCUAGGUCAUGGGGAUCCAGCCGAGCCCGGUUCUGCUAACCUCUCUGGGGGUGGGGCUGCUCACUCUGCUUGGCCUGGCUCUGGCUACUUACCUGGUUCGAAGAUCCCGCCGGCCGCAGGUCACUCUCCAGGACCCGGAUGAGAAGUACCUGCUGCGAUUGCUAGACAAGACGACGGUGAGCCACAACACCAGGAGGUUCCGCUUUGCCCUGCCCACCGCCCACCACAUUCUGGGGCUGCCUGUGGGCAAGCAUGUCUACCUCUCUGCCCGAAUUGAUGGCAAUCUGGUCAUCAGGCCUUACACUCCUGUCACCAGUGAUGAAGACCAAGGCUAUGUGGAUCUUGUCAUCAAGGUUUAUCUGAAAGGUGUGCACCCCAAAUUUCCUGAUGGGGGGAAGAUGUCUCAGUACCUGGAUAGCCUGAAGAUUGGGGAUGUGGUGGAAUUCCGGGGGCCAAGUGGGUUGCUCAGUUACGCUGGGAAAGGGAAUUUUAACAUUCAACCCAACAAAAAAUCUCCACCCGAGCCUCGAGUGGCAAAGAAAUUGGGAAUGAUCGCCGGUGGGACAGGAAUCACCCCCAUGCUGCAGCUGAUCCGGGCCAUCCUGAAAGUCCCUGAAGAUCCCACCCAGUGCUUUCUGCUUUUCGCCAACCAGACUGAGAAGGACAUAAUCCUUCGUGAGGACCUAGAAGAACUGCAGGCCCAAUAUCCUAAUCGCUUUAAGCUCUGGUUCACUCUGGACCACCCUCCAGAAGAUUGGGCCUACAGCAAGGGCUUUGUUACUGCAGACAUGAUCCAGGAGCAUCUACCCGCCCCAGCCGAGGAUGUGCUACUGCUGCUCUGUGGGCCACCACCUAUGGUCCAGCUGGCCUGCCACCCUAACUUGGACAAGCUGGGCUAUUCACAAAAGAUGCGGUUCACCUACUGAGCAUCUCGACGCCUUCCUGAUCUCAUGUGUACAGUUGUCCUUAGUCAGCUCUUGAACACCAAGAGGCCAAGGGCCUUUGCUGAGAGAGCAUCAGCCUUUUGGGUCUCAUCCUGGAAUGUGGAUGCUUGCAGAAACAACAGUCCUCCAGCUAUGGUAGAUGCAGGUCAAGGCUGAGUCACUCCUUGGACUAAUCUCGUUGUGAUAAGAGGUCCAGAUGAGGCUCAGGGAGCAGUUCUUUCCCUAGAGCCAGAAGCUUCUAUGGUUGGCUAGUUUCUGAGAGCAUCAUCGGCUUAUCUUUGUAUCUGCAAUGAA
Messenger RNA from Acomys russatus (golden spiny mouse), 1342 nucleotides. Its product is annotated as NADH-cytochrome b5 reductase 1. Gene Ontology annotation, molecular function: oxidoreductase activity; FAD binding. The transcript is spliced from 9 exons. The record is from RefSeq and is a predicted model, not a curated record. NCBI's taxonomy places the organism in Eukaryota, Metazoa, Chordata, Mammalia, Rodentia, Muridae. Gene Ontology annotation, cellular component: mitochondrion. The coding region runs from base 113 to 1030 and encodes 305 amino acids.